This is a messenger RNA of Plasmodium adleri (nom. inval.), 867 nucleotides long. Its product is annotated as SNARE protein, putative. NCBI's taxonomy places the organism in Eukaryota, Apicomplexa, Aconoidasida, Haemosporida, Plasmodiidae. The coding region runs from base 1 to 867 and encodes 288 amino acids. The transcript has a single exon. The record is from RefSeq and is a predicted model, not a curated record.
AUGAAUAACAAGUAUGAACCAAUAUUAGAUAAUGAAUUAUUAUCUUCAAAUAAUGAGAAUGAUAAUUUUGCAAACAUAAAAAAAAAGAAUAAUGAAAAUGACAUGAUUCAAGACACUAGUUUAAAUAAUAUAUAUGGAAAGAUAGUUAAAAUAAGAAAAGAGUUAGAAAAAUCAUAUAAUUUAUUUUAUUCGUAUAAUUUAAUAGUAUCAAAUAAUAAAGAACAUGAUCAUAAUAAUCCAUAUAAUAAUGUGUAUGCAAGAAGUGAUAUUAUAAAUAUAAAUAAUAAUACUAAAAAUAAUUUGACAUUAAAUAAAAUAAAUGCCUUAACAAACUCAUUUUAUAUGAAUGUUCAGACUUUAAAAAAUACUUAUUCAUUUAUUAAUACAAAUAAUGUAAACAAUAAAAUUAUAAAUAAUGAUAAUAUCAUAUGGGAGAGAAGAAUAGAAACAUUAUCAAAUGAAGCAAAUUCUUAUAUAAAAACUUUAGACAAUAUUUAUAAAACUAAUUUAAAACAAUCUGAAAUGAAAAAUAAUAAAAAGUCCAACUACACAAAAAGUAAUAAAAGACAUGGUGAUGAUGAUAUAAAUUAUUUACAUAAGGAAAAUGAAAUUUUAAAACAAGUAGAAGAUCAUUUAAAUAUAUUUCAUGUUCAAGGAAUGAAUACAUUAAAUAUGUUAAGAAAACAAAAUAAAUUUUUAAAAAACGUUCGUAAGAAAGUGAUAGAUAUGUAUAAUUAUGUAGGUUUGUCAUCGUCACUAGUAGAUACCAUAAAAAAAACUCAUAAACAAAAUUUAAUUAUUGUCAUUGUAGGAAUAAUAUUAAGUUUGAUAUUUUUUUAUGUCAUAUAUUCUUAUUUUAGGAGAUGA